AUGUCGCUAUGGUCAUCGCUUUAUCCUGUGAUUUCUUCUGAUCCACGUUUUGACGCUAUGCUUACUCAGGACGGGUCAACUCCACUCGAUUUGUUCAAGUUUUACGUAGAAGAACUGAAGGAACAAUAUGGGCAGGAUCGAAGAGUUAUCAAGGAUAUACUCAGCGAUCAAAAGAAAGUCGUUCAG
This is a messenger RNA of Cooperia oncophora, 186 nucleotides long. NCBI's taxonomy places the organism in Eukaryota, Metazoa, Nematoda, Chromadorea, Rhabditida, Trichostrongylidae. The record is from the annotation of a GenBank genome assembly.